Messenger RNA from Hydatigera taeniaeformis, 1752 nucleotides. NCBI's taxonomy places the organism in Eukaryota, Metazoa, Platyhelminthes, Cestoda, Cyclophyllidea, Taeniidae. The record is from the annotation of a GenBank genome assembly.
AUGUACGAAAGGAUUGGCUUGCACCAUCUGAUGAAGUUAUUUCUUCCAACCUCACGACUGCCUUCGAGGUUUGACAUAUUAACAGAACAAUCAGAACCGCAGGGUCAUAAUCAUCUAAGCUUUUACGAGGGGAAUAAUUUCUCACAUACGAAUACACCUCGAGCAAUUGGUUAUCAGAAACCCAAACACUUGUGGAUGGCUAAGGAUAACUCACUGAAUAUUCUCGAUAGCACAUCGACAAUGAAUGACGAAUGUCUGCAUUUUUGUUCCGGUUCUCGGCCCAACAAUGAGUCGCGUACGACUUCUGAGCAUGUAUUCUCUUCUCAUCAAGUUGCAGAGUUGACUCCACUGCGUAACGGUUAUAAUGGAGUAUCUCCAUCUAAUUCCAGCAGUGCCCCAGGAACAAUUGCAAUGCCUUCCUCAUUGACGAACACAAGCAGUAGCCCCAGCAACCAUCCCUCUCCGCAAAAUAGGUUUGGGGUUAGCAAUGUUGCUGGUCCUCAUUACGAAAGUCCGGUUGUCUCUUAUCCACAAAAGGGGGGAUCUCAUGCAACGCAUUGUAUUGACUCUUCUGAAUGGAAGCCCAAACGUAAACGAGGUCGACCACCAAAGACAAAGUCAGAUAACGUCGAUGUCCAUACUCAUCCAGUAAGUCGGAAGCGUCAAUCUCGAUUGGACUCAAAAGUCCGCGAAAAUUGCUCUAUGCCUCAGCCGAGCACUAGUUCAGCAUUUUUGACAGGUGGAUUAAAGAUACGCCUUCGUAGGGAUGUUUCCGUCGACGAGCCGAUUUGCGGCAAAAAGUUCCGAUCCCGAAAAUCAAAUCAGAAAUCCGUUCAAGUUUUCCGAAUAGUUGAAUCAUGGUGUGAUGCUGACGCACCUGGUGGACUUGCUGCUAAGUCAAACGCAGUCUCUCCCAUGUCCACCAAUCAGACCUCAGGAGGUUUUAGAGUUGGGGAUGUGGUGUGGGCCAAGCUCGCUGGCUACCCGUACUGGCCUUCAAGGAUCAGCGCGUUGUAUGCGCGGACUCCUCAUCAGCUGGCUCAGGUGAGUCCCGAAAAUGCGAACAGUGACUCGCUGGCGGUGUCCGCAACCCCUGCGGAUCCUGCGUUGGCUCCCGGUUUCACGGCAAAAGUGGAAUGGUUUGCUUGGAAUCAAUGCUCUUAUCUUAGUUGUGCGAAACUUUUCCCUUUUAUGGAGUACUUCGCUAAGCUUUACACUCCUCGAACUCGUGUAAAAAACUACGCAGAAGCGGUUAAUAUGGCAAAGCUCGUUGUUGAGGGUGGUUCAAAUGGGACGCAACUGACGUCAGAGACACAAAGUGAUAUGGAGAAAGGUUCCUCCGCGUCCUUAUCACUGUCAAAUAAUACCGAGCAUGGGCGCUCUGACUUGUCCUGUCCUCCUGAUCUCCAUUUUGCUUUCAGUCCUCUUAGUGUCCCAAAGUAUUCUGAUGGCUUAUGUCUUCCUGAUCUUCGUCUCGCGUUUAAUCCUACGAAUCCUCAAUUUCCCGUGAGCAAUCAGGGCCCAACGGAGAAUGGUCACUUUUCAUUUUUAAAUCUUGAAGUAAAUUCGGGUGACUUCUCUCAAGUUCCGGAGCAGUGUUGGGGACCUCUACCGCAGUUGGACGUCAGUGGGUUAAAUGAGUUCAAUUCUGGCGUGCCGACCUUCUCUGAAGACGAGGACGAGGGGAAUGAGUCUCUGGCCAAUCAACUCAAGUCUGAACUGGGUUCCAUUGGAAUCAAGCAUACGAUUUAA